Funneliformis mosseae is the source of this 732-nucleotide messenger RNA. The record is from the annotation of a GenBank genome assembly. NCBI's taxonomy places the organism in Eukaryota, Fungi, Glomeromycota, Glomeromycetes, Glomerales, Glomeraceae.
AUGGUAAAAAAUCUUCAAGGAUUACAAAAAUUAUACAUGUAUCGUGGUUUUACCUCGGAUUUAAUAGUUAAAAGUCUUAUCCCGCAGAUACCAAGACUUCGUAAAUUGGAUUUGGGAAUCAGUAAACCAAAAAUUACUGAUGUUGGCGCAGAUAUUAUUGCUCAAUAUUGUCCAAAUCUGGUUCACCUCUCUUUGUCAUUUAGUCUAGUUACAUGUGAAGGUCUAAAGAAUAUUGGGCAAGGAUGUAAAAAACUUUCAUUUCUUGAUUUAAGUGGAUGUUGUAACAUUGGUCAUGGACUUUAUGAUGUAUUAAAAUAUUUUACUGAAUUAAAAACCAUUUACCUCAAGUCUUUAUUACAGAUAUCCGGAAAAUCCUUUUCUACUAUCAUUAAAUCUAAUAUUGAACACGUUUCAUUUUUUAGUAGUAAGAUUUUAGAAGCAGAAACUUAUGAUGUUCCUUCUAAAGAAGAUAAAUCUUAUUCAAAAGUGAAAAAGUUGAUUUUGGAUUAUUGUGAGAUUUCAAAUAAAAAUCUAAAGCAAAUCGCCCAUUGGUCUAAAAAUUUGGAACAUUUAGAUAUUAGUUUAGUUUAUGAUGCUGAUGAUGAGAUAUUACAAUUUUUAUGUGAUAAUUUAGAAAAUUUGAAGUUUGUUUUAGCGAGGGGUUGUUAUAGAAUUAGCCAAGUCAAACAAGCUGAAUUAAAUAAGCAUCAAAGGAUCAAGUUUAGUUUCUAA